This is a messenger RNA of Aspergillus heteromorphus CBS 117.55, 1468 nucleotides long. RefSeq names its product transcription factor IIF subunit TFG2. Gene Ontology annotation, cellular component: transcription factor TFIIF complex. The coding region runs from base 170 to 1306 and encodes 378 amino acids. The transcript has 4 exons. NCBI's taxonomy places the organism in Eukaryota, Fungi, Ascomycota, Eurotiomycetes, Eurotiales, Aspergillaceae. Gene Ontology annotation, biological process: transcription initiation at RNA polymerase II promoter; transcription by RNA polymerase II. The record is from RefSeq and is a predicted model, not a curated record.
CCAAAGCUUCGACAUCCCCCCCCCGUACGUCACUGGCACUCCGCCCAUUACCACCCCCGAAACAACGCUCCAUCACUCGGUUUCGCUUCAUACACGGUCGCGUUACUCCAAUAAAAGAGUCCGGUCGCUCCUUUUCCCGUUUCGCAUCAAUACCAGAUCGGGUGGCGCCAUGGUCCCUCAAGUCAAGCAGGACCCCGAUUCCCAGUCGCCAUACAUCAAACCCGACCCAUACAUCAAGGCAGACCCCGACAGCAAGGAUACAACUCUGGCAGAUAUCGACGAUGAGGAUCUGUACGAAGAUGCGGGGGAUCUAGACUUCUCCGCUGCCGCGCAGAGCGUGUGGCUCUCGCGACUUCCCCGGUCGCUCUGGGAACAUUGGUCGGCUCUAUCGAACACCGGCGACGACGACGAGGAGAUUACGAUCGGGACAAUGAGGAUUGAGAGCAAGCCCAAUGACAUCAAGCGGGUCAGUCUACGCCUGAACGAACGAGAGGACAAUCGCGAGAUCCCCAAGGAUUAUCUCCUGCAGCGACAAACGAUAACAGCGGAGAAUGUGUCGCACUUGACCCAGAAUACAUACCUGUUUACGGAAAGGGACAUUCCUGGUCAUGGGAACCGCAUGGUGGUCUUUGGCGAAGCACGGUCGGCCCUAUACGAGUCGAUGAAGCGGGACAUGAGAAAGAAGGAGCAGCGCAAGAAGAAAUGGGAACCCUAUAUGCGGAAAACUGUGCCUAAACAAACGGCUCUGGUAGGGAGUGUGGGUGAAGAGUUCAACUGCCUUCCAGUCGAGAACGAGGAGUUCCGAAAUAUAUCGGAGAAGAAGGCGUUGGAGGCACUCAAGCCGAAGCGGGAGACCAAGUUCAUGGACAAGAUCCCUGGCAAGCUGCUCCAGCCGCGGAACGCUUUGCCCGGGGAGAAGGGUGCAUUUGUGCAAGCACAAAAGCCACUCAAGGCCAAGGCCCAGGAGAACAAGACUACACGUAUGCCGCAGAACGAGCUGCUGGAUCUUAUCUACCAGUGCUUCCGGGAGUACAAAUACUGGCCGUUUAAGCAACUCAAGCAGAGACUGCGGCAGCCGGAGGCUUAUCUCAAGCAGACCCUUGAGAUGAUUGCUCAUCUGGUCAAGGCCGGUGAUUUCGCCAUGACGUGGGAGCUGAAACCGGAGGCGCGGGAGAGCAACUAUGCGAAUGCGAUGAAGGAGGAGCUUGCCCCCGACUACAACUUCGACGACGGCUCCGAAGAGGACGCUACUGCCUCGGGCAUGGUUACAGAUAAUGACGAUACGCAGUUCGAGACCGUCGGCUAAACCGCAUGGCGUCUAUGUAGCAUAAGGGCAUGGCGUUUCUUUUGGCGUUUCUUGGGUGACCUGAUACAGGGUAUUUUAGAUAUUUUCACCGAGGGCUCAGAAGACUGGCCCGGCAUCUAGUACAGUUAGUGACACCCCAAUAUGAGUGAGCUUUGAAGCUCG